CACGAGGGCUCAGCUUACAGGCAACUCUGAGGAUAAAUAGCCCCGGAGGAGCUACUUCUCCUGACCCUCCUGUCCUCACCAUGGGGGGCUCUGCUCUCUGCCUGGUGGCCGUGUUUGCUUUCUACUUCCCGGCUGUUUCUCACAGCCAACUCUACUCCCUGAUCACGCCCAACGUCCUGCGGGUGGAGAGUGAAGAGAAGGUCGUGGUGGAAGCCCAUGGCCUCAAUGCCCCAGUUGCGGUUACAGUCAUCGUGCAGGACUUCCCGCUUAAGAAAAACAUCUUAUACCAGGUCCAAAUCGACCUCAACCCUGCGAAUGGGAUGAUGGGCACAGCCGUAAUAAAGGUUCCCACCAAAGACAUAAAGAAAGAUUCCAGACAAAACCAGUAUGUUGUAGUCAAGGCUACGUUCCCUCAGCAAACCCUGGAGAAAGUGGUUCUGGUCCAUUUCCACAGUGGAUACAUCUUUAUCCAGACGGAUAAAACCAUCUAUACACCCGGGUCUACAGUCCUCUACCGGAUCUUCACCGUGGGUCACAAACUGGAACCGGUGUCUAAGACAGUGAUCGUGGAGUUUGAGACCCCUGAGUCCAUUAUUGUCAAGCAGAUUCCCAUCUCCGCCCCCUUGAAAUCAGGCAUCUUCUCCCUGAGCCACCCCUUGCCGGACAUUAUCAGCCUGGGAACCUGGAAGAUCACGGCCAAGUACGAAGACUCCCCUCAGCAGACCUUCAGUGCGCAAUUUGAUGUUAAGGAGUACGUGUUGCCGAGUUUCGAAGUCAUAUUGGAACCGUCUGAGAAGUUUUUAUACAUCGAUAGCAAUGAAGACUUCAGGGUUUCUAUCACUGCGAGAUACCUAUAUGGGAAAAAACUUGAUGGCAAUGCCUUUGUCCUCUUUGGGGUGAAGAUGGAUGAUGAGAAGAGGAGUAUCCCGCAGUCUCUCAAGAGAAUCUCGAUAGAUGAUGGAGAUGGGGAAGCAACGCUGACCAGAGAGAUGCUGCGGGCUCGGUUUGCCAACCUGAACGAACUGGUUGGCCACUCGCUCUACGUCUCUGUCACCGUUUUGACAGAAUCUGGCAGUGACAUGGUGGAAGCGGAGAGAACUGGAAUUAACAUUGUGACAUCUCCCUAUCAGAUCCACUUCACAAAAACACCCAAGUACUUCAAGCCGGGGAUGCCCUUUGAACUCAUGGUCUAUGUCACAAACCCCGAUGGCUCUCCAGCCCCCCGUGUCCCAGUACAGGCUGAAGGAUUCCAGUCGGCUGGGUCGACCCAGGGAGAUGGAACUGCCAAGCUGAUUAUAAACAUGCCCGGGGAUAGGCAGCAGGUUCCCAUCACGGUAAAAACUGCCCAUCCCAACCUCCCAGCAAACCGCCAGGCCUCUAAGUCCAUGGUGGCUGAAGCCUAUCAGUCCCAAGGAGGGUCUCAAAACUAUCUCCAUCUGGCGGUGACGGCUUCUGACCUCAAACCUGGAGACAACUUACCUGUGAAUUUUCAUCUGAAGAGCAACAAUCCAGCUGUUCUGAACCAGAUCAAGUAUUUCACCUACAUAAUCCUGAAUAAAGGGAAGAUCAUUCGUGUAGGGAGACAGGACAGGCAGGUGGGACAAAAUCUGGUGACCAUGUCCCUGCCCAUCACUCCAGACCUCGUCCCUUCAUUCCGCAUCGUGGCUUACUACCAAGUAGGAAAUUCGGAGAUUGUAGCAGACUCGGUCUGGCUGGACAUCCAGGACACUUGCAUGGGAACGCUAGUGGUGAAAGGAGCCAGCAACGAAGACAGGAGAAUCCAUGAGCCGGGAACUCCAAUGAAACUCAAGCUGGAAGGAGACCACAAAGCUUAUGUCGGCCUGGUUGCCGUGGACAAAGGGGUCUACGUUCUGAACAAAAAACACAAAAUUACACAAUCUAAGAUCUGGGACUCCGUGGAGAAGAGUGACAUUGGAUGUACGGCUGGCAGUGGAAAGAACAAUCUGGGGGUAUUUACGGAUGCUGGACUGGCCCUGGAGACGAGCAAUAGGAUUUCCACAGCCCAGAGAACAGAUCCAGAGUGUCCCCAGCCAGCAAAACGCCGGCGUCGCUCCGUUCAGCUCAUUGAAUAUAAGGCAAUCAAAACGGCAGAUUACCAGGACCGGAAGCAGAAGAAAUGCUGUGAAGAUGGGAUGCACGAGAACCCCAUGGGGCACAGCUGCGAGAAGCGGGCUGGGUACAUCCUGGAUACGGAUGAAUGCAAGAAGACCUUCCUCGAUUGCUGCAAUUAUAUCAAGACCAUACGGGACAAGCUGCAACGGGAGCUCCACCUGGAACUUGCAAGAAGUGACUUGGAUGAAGAUUUCAUGUCCGACGAAGAUAUCACCUCCAGGAGCCAGUUUCCAGAGAGCUGGUUGUGGCAAGUGGAGCAGCUUACUGAGCGACCAAAUGAACUGGGAAUUUCUUCCAAGACGGUGCCUAUUUUCCUGAAGGAUUCCAUCACCACCUGGGAAGUCCUGGCUGUGAGCCUUUCAGAGACCAAAGGGAUCUGUGUGGCUGACCCCUAUGAGAUAACAGUAAUGAAAGAUUUUUUCAUCGACCUCCGGCUGCCCUACUCUGUAGUGAGGAAUGAGCAGGUGGAAAUCCGGGCUAUUCUCUACAACUAUCGGGACCAACCAAUUAAGGUCCGGCUGGAGCUGCUGUACAACCCAGUUUUCUGCAGCGCAUCCACUUCCAAGGCUAAAUACCGGCAGAUCCUUGACAUCAAAGCCAAGUCCUCCCUGGCCGUGCCAUUAGUGAUUGUCCCGCUGCAGCUGGGAUCUCAUGACAUUGAGGUCAAGGCAGCAGUGUGGGGCAGUUUUGUGUCUGAUGGCGUGAAGAAGAAACUGAAGGUUGUGGUAGGUAUCAGGCAAUUCCGGGAAGGCAGGAGUGACCGUGAUGUGAUUGAUUCUGCCCUCAGGCUGACGGCCUACGUGGCGAAGGUCUUUGCCAUGGCUAAGAAACUGGUGCCCAUUGAAAACCAAGUUAUCUGUGGGGCAGUGAAAUGGCUGAUCCUGGAAAAGCAGAAACCAGAUGGGGUCUUCCAAGAAGAUGCCCCCGUAAUCCAUGGAGAGAUGGUGGGAGGGUACAAGGGUGCAGAGCCUGAUGUCUCUUUAACGGCUUUUGUGCUGAUUGCCUUGGAAGAGGCCAAGGACAUCUGCAAGGAUCAAGUCAACAGUUUGGAAGGCAGCAUCAGCAAAGCCGCUGACUACUUAGCUGAAAGGUACCAGUCUCUAACCAGACCUUACACUGUGGCUCUUGCGUCCUAUGCCUUAGCGAUGGUGGGGACACUGAACACCGAGAAGGCGCUCAUGAGAGCUUCGACAGGGGGAAAUCGCUGGGAAGAGCGGAACGCCCGCACCUUCAACAUUGAGGGCACCUCGUACGCCUUGCUGGCCUUGCUGAAAAUGAAGAAGUAUGAGUUGACUGGUCCCAUAGUCAGAUGGCUGAGAGAGCAGAACUACUACGGCGGGGGAUAUGGAUCUACCCAAGCGACCAUCAUGGUGUUCCAGGCUCUUGCGCAGUACCAGAUAGACGUUCCGCAGCACAAAGACCUGAAUUUGGAUGUUUCUAUUCUCCUGCCGCGCCGUGCUAGUCCGAUAAACUACAAAAUCGUAAACCAGAAUGCUCUGGUGGCCAGAACAGCAGAGACCAAAUGGAAUGAAGACUUCACUGUGAAGGCAGAAGGGACUGGACAAGGGACCUUAACCGUAAUGACGAUCUAUAAUGCAAAGCUACGGGAGGAUGAGUCUCAGUGUAAGAAGUUUGACCUGAGGGUAUCGGUCGAAGAAGCCCGGGGUGUUAAGAAGCCGGAAGGAGCGAUGCGUUCAGUCUAUAUUAAAAUCUGCAUCAGGUUCCUCGGUGUGGUUGAUGCCACAAUGUCCAUCAUCGAUGUCUCCAUGCUCACUGGCUUCUCACCGGACGUGGAGGAUCUUAAGAGACUUUCCCAAGGGGUCGACAGAUACAUUUCCAAGUAUGAAAUCGACAAAGCCCCGUCCGACAGAGGCAACCUCAUGAUCUACCUGGACAAGGUUUCUCACAGAGAGGAUGAAUGCCUGCAGUUUAAAGCUCACCAGUUUUUCGAAGUUGGUCUCAUUCAGCCGGCAUCCGUCACAGUCUACGACUAUUACAGCAUAGAUGAUCGGUGCACCAAGUUCUACCACCCGUCUAAGCAGAGCGGGCUCUUCAAUAAGAUCUGUCAUGGGGAAGUCUGCCGCUGUGCAGAAGAAAGCUGCUUCAUGCAGCAGAAGUUAGAGGGUCCCAUCACCCUGAACAAGCGAAUGGAGGAAGCCUGCGAACCUGGAGUGGAUUAUGUGUAUAAAACCAGGCUUGUUAGCAGUGAAGAAGUGGGCGGUUCUGACUACUACACCAUGAAAAUUUUGGAAAUCAUUAAAGCAGGGACUGAUGAAAAUCCACAAGGAAAAACCCGCCAAUUCAUCAGCCAUAUAAAAUGCAGGGAGUCUCUGAGGCUGGAGCGUAACAAAGACUACUUGAUCUGGGGACUCAGCACCGACUUGUGGCCCAGGAAAGCUGAGCUAUCCUACAUCAUUGGCAAGGACACCUGGAUCGAGAAGUGGCCCAACGAGGAAGAUUGCCAGGAGCCGGAUUUCCAGAGCCUCUGCCAGGAAUUCCUUGAGUUCUCUGAAGCCAUGACCAUGUUUGGCUGCCCAACCUAAACUUGGACCCAGCUUUCCCAGCCGCCCCCAGGGGACAGUUUGAGCUGAGACGGAGCAUAACACUCAGGUGGAGACAUCUCCACUCAGAGUCCCAAUGCUGCUGACACUCGCCACUAGCCCUGUCCUCUUUGGGGGUUUUGCUCUCUUUUCUUCUUAUUGUUUCUAUAUAUAUAUAAAAGGCUGAUUUCUUA
Molecule: messenger RNA, 4867 nt
Organism: Chrysemys picta bellii (western painted turtle)
Lineage: Eukaryota; Metazoa; Chordata; Testudines; Emydidae
Source: RefSeq, a predicted model, not a curated record